GCGGCGGACGCGGCCGGGGCGGACGCGCAGCGGAGCCGGAGCUGGAGCUCGGCCGGCCCCGCGGCAGUGUCACUGGUAUGGGUAAUGGUGUGAGAGAAGCUCCAGUGGAAUUCCAGAGGGAUGUGGAGCCCGGCCCAGCCUGGAUUCCUGCAGAGGAUAACCAGGAGAAGAAGAAAGUGCUGAACUCGCUGAUGUCCGGGGCUCUGGCUGGGGCUGUGGCUAAAACUGCAGUGGCUCCUCUGGACAGGACAAAAAUCAUGUUCCAAGUGUCUUCAAAAAGAUUUUCUGCCAAGGAAGCGUACAGGCUGAUCUAUCACACCUACCUCAACGAGGGCUUCUGGAGCCUCUGGAGAGGGAACUCGGCCACCAUGGUGCGGGUGAUCCCCUACGCCGCCAUCCAGUUCUGCGCCCACGAGGAGUACAAGCAGAUCCUGGGCAACUACUACGGAUUCCAGGGAAAGGCACUGACGCCAUUCCCUCGCUUCAUUGCCGGCUCCCUGGCUGGCACCACGGCUGCCAUGCUCACCUACCCCCUGGACAUGGUCCGUGCCCGCAUGGCUGUCACGCCCAAGGAGAUGUACAGCAGCAUUGUGCACGUCUUCAUCCGCAUAUCCCGCGAGGAGGGGCUGAAAACCUUGUACAGGGGCUUCACUCCCACCAUCCUGGGCGUCAUCCCCUACGCUGGCCUCAGCUUCUUCACCUACGAGACGCUGAAGAAAGUGCACGCAGAGCACAGCGGGAAGGCGCAGCCCUCGCCCCCGGAGCGGCUGCUGUUCGGGGCGUGCGCCGGCCUCAUCGGGCAGUCGGCCUCGUACCCGCUGGACGUGGUGCGGCGCCGCAUGCAGACGGCCGGCGUGCUGGGCCACACCUACAGCUCCAUCCUGCGCACCAUGCAGGACAUCGUGCGCGAGGAGGGACUCGUCAGGGGCCUCUACAAGGGGCUCAGCAUGAACUGGGUCAAGGGCCCCAUCGCCGUGGGCAUCAGCUUCACCACCUUCGACCUGACGCAGAUCCUGCUCCGCAAGCUGCAGCACGGCCCCGGCCUCGACAGGUAGUGGCUUCCUGUGAGAGAGCAGCUCCUUCUUCCCUGGCCUCCCACGUGCUCCUGCAGCUGGGAACUCGCCCGUUUGGUGGGGGUUUUUCCCCUGU
This is a messenger RNA of Zonotrichia leucophrys gambelii, 1149 nucleotides long. RefSeq names its product solute carrier family 25 member 42 (gene SLC25A42). The record is from RefSeq and is a predicted model, not a curated record. Lineage: Eukaryota; Metazoa; Chordata; Aves; Passeriformes; Passerellidae. Gene Ontology annotation, cellular component: mitochondrial inner membrane. The transcript has 8 exons. Gene Ontology annotation, biological process: transmembrane transport. The coding region runs from base 78 to 1055 and encodes 325 amino acids.